AUGGCAUUAGAUUUUAGAGGCAAAGUUGUUAUAGUGACUGGAGCAGCAAGAGGAAUUGGUAAAGAGUACUGUAAUUACUUUGCUGAUCAGGGAGCUAAGGUUGUUGUUAAUAAUAGAUGUAAAAAGGAUAGUGAGAAUUAUCUAUUAGUAAAUGAAGUAAUUAAGUUAUAAAUUUUUAGAUAGUAAGAAACAUUAAUUUAAGGGGAGGGAUAGCGAUUGCUAAUUAUGAUGAUAUUUUAGAUGGUGAUCACAUAAUCAAAUAAGCAAUCGAUAAUUUUGGUAGGAUUGACAUUUUAAUAAAUAAUGCUGGUAUUAUUAAAGACAAUGUUUUUGCCAAGAUGAGUAAAGAAGAGUAUGAAGAUGUUGUUAAUGUUCAUUUAAAUGGGACAUAUAAAUGUUGUAAGGCUGCAUGGCCAUAUAUGAUAAAAUAGAGAUAUGGAAAGAUAAUCAACACUAUUAGUGGCUCUGGUUUAUAUGGUUAAGUAGGUUAAGCUAAUUAUGCAACAGCAAAAUCUGCCAUUAUUGGAUUUUCUUUUAGUCUUGCUAAAGAGGGUGAAGAAUUUAAUAUAAGAACUAAUAUAUUAUCUCCUGUGGCUGCAUCAAGAAUGACUGAGACUAUUUUGCCUUAAGACAUGCUUGAAGGUAUCAAUCCAAAUAAUGUUGCUCCACUUGUUGCUUAUUUAUGUAGUGAUGAUUGUUAAGAAAAUGGUGCCAUCUAUGAAUGUUCAGGAGGAUUUAUAAGUAGAGUAAGAUUAGAUAAGGAGCCAAUCGAUUUUCUUAAAUGGUCAAAAUUAUGAACAAAAUAAUAUCAUUUAGAAUACAU
This is a messenger RNA of Paramecium primaurelia, 823 nucleotides long. The record is from the annotation of a GenBank genome assembly. Lineage: Eukaryota; Ciliophora; Oligohymenophorea; Peniculida; Parameciidae.